This is a messenger RNA of Quercus lobata, 3465 nucleotides long. RefSeq lists its product as uncharacterized. Gene Ontology annotation, molecular function: G-quadruplex RNA binding. Gene Ontology annotation, biological process: positive regulation of transcription by RNA polymerase II. The record is from RefSeq and is a predicted model, not a curated record. Gene Ontology annotation, cellular component: Ino80 complex; NSL complex; MLL1 complex. Lineage: Eukaryota; Viridiplantae; Streptophyta; Magnoliopsida; Fagales; Fagaceae. The transcript has 5 exons. Bases 136 to 3465 code for a protein of 1109 amino acids.
CUUCCACUUUUUUUAAUUUUUAUUUUUUAUUUUUUUCCAUUCCCUCUCUACAAAGCUUUUACCUCCAUAGCCAACUACUCUCUCAAAUAAACAAGCUCGCUUGCUUCUAGAGAGAGAAAGAGAGAGGUUUUAAAGAUGGGAGCUCUUGCUCCGGUGUCUACAUGGAACCCUGAAGAUGACCUUUUGCUUAAGAACGCUGUUGAGGCUGGUGCUUCUUUGGAAUCACUUGCUAAAGGUGCAGUGCAAUUUUCUCGAAGAUUUACUGUUCGAGAACUGCAAGAUCGGUGGCAUUCUCUCCUUUAUGAUCCAGUUAUUUCUGCAGAAGCUUCCCCUCACAUGAUUGCGAUUGAGCGUUCUGGUUCAACUCUUCCAUCAAAAUUGAAUAGAUUUGGCAACUCAAAAGAAAACAAAUCGGUUUGUGGGAAGAGAAAGGCUGACAGUGUCCGUAGUUAUUACUAUGCUCUGCUCAAAAGAUUAUGCAAUGAUCCACUUAAUUCCAUGGAUCUAAGUUUUUUUGUUGCACCUGGUGAUUGCAAUUACAUUGCAAAUGGAAAUGAGCCUUUACCUGGAGAUUGCAUGCCUGGUGAUACCAUGCCAAAUCAUUGCGGACUUGAAGGGUCGAAUAUGGAUAUUAUGCAUCAUGUUUUUCCACAAAAUCUGAUGGAUGGUGGCGCUGCUACUGCUGAUACUGCUGCUAAUGGCCAUGACUUUCAUCCAGGACUCCAGCUACCAGGUGAAGAAGAUUUUUAUAUUGAGCAAGAUAACAUACACAACGAAAUUCCUCAUCCUUUUGAAGAAAAUCUACCUUUUACUGUGAAUGGCUCUGUGUUUGAGGAAUACGUUCAACCAAAACAAUUGCUGGCACACAGCAUGUUGGAAGCUGAUGAUUUAGGUUUGGAACCCUCAUCUACAUUUGAUCAAAUUAAUAAUGAUCCAGGACAUAUCUGCUCGGAAUUUGAAGGUAAUCAGGUGUUCAGUUCACCUAUGUCAGAGUGUGGUGCAUCAUUUCACAACUUGGAAUUUUCAUCUCCACUUCAUGAAAUGUCUAUAUGGGGACCAGUUGAGGGCCUUGCAGCAUCAUCUAUGCCUGAUGUUGGCCUUGGAGAAAAAGAUCUGCACACUGGAGAUAGGUUUGAACUUCUUGAUGAUGAUUUUGGUAAGAAUGCAACAACAUCAGGGUAUGAUGUUCACUCAGAUUUCAAGUUGGGAAGUGAAAUGCCUUGUGAUGGUUUGAGAAGUCCAACUGCUAGUGCAGAAGGAUAUUUGGCAGAACUGUCUAAUUCUCUCUUGAAUUUUACAAAUGAGGAAGAACUCUUGGCCAUGGGUGAUGGAAAAGAAGCUAUUGAUAAAUCUUACUAUGAUGGCCUUAGUUCACUUUUGUCGAAUUCCCAGAAUGAUGUAUGUCAAAAUCACAUACCCAGUAUAACUGAACCAGAGACAUCAGUAGCUCUAGAUACAGAUAUCAAGAAACCACCUAUUGCAUGUUCUGGAGAGUUAGAGGAGAACAGGGGGCCUCACUACGAUGAUGGCUGUAUAGCUCAUGUUUCAGGGACCCAAAUGCUAUCAUCUUUAUCACAUUCAAAUCCUCAGUUUCCUGAUCUGUGUGACAAAGAAGUUAUUUGCUGUACAUUGAACACUGAGGAUCCAGAUAUUCCAUGCAAUGAUGAUUUUAUCCCACCAAAACAAUUUUCCCCAUCGUCUGUUUCCUUUGUAUCACAAAAUAAAUUUCAAGAAGCUAAUAAUCCAAAUUCUUCAACUAUUAAUGAUAUCUUAGUUAAUCAAAGAGCUCGAGAAAGAGGCGUUCUGAUGAAGAGAGAAGGAAAAAACCUUGGAGAGUGUCAUGUGUCUUCUAAGAACAUAGGCCCACAUGUGUUGCCUGAACCCAGUGUGAACCAUCCAAUUGGUGGCUCUGGGGUUAAGUUUGAGUUACCGAAUAGUGAUUCCCCACUUGUGGCGUCUAAGGGUGUAGGUAUUGCUUAUGGUGGUACAGAUCAACUUAAUUCAGCUAGUCUGAGCACUGAUGCUUUGAAGGAAGAAACUAAAGGAGUUUCACCAGUAAAACAUCUCAGUCAUAACCAAAUGGAUUCAUUUAUAAAGAAGCCAGCUCUUGUUUGUGAUAGCUUUAAAGGCUGUACCCAGACAAAUGCUAGUGGCAUUAAACUGGAACUAGAUGUACCAGCUAUGAUUCAAGAUUAUCAAUCAACACAUGCAGAAGUAGCAUCUGUAGAUAUUGUUAUGUCAGAACCUGUAGUAAAACCUACGACAUCAGAUCAGGAAGAGGCACCUGUUGAGAGUGAUGAUGAUGUACCUCAUUAUUCAGAUAUUGAGGCAAUGAUACUUGAUAUGGACUUGGAUCCGGAGGACCAGGAUCUAUUUUCUAAUGAGGAAGGUAUUUUUCAGUCUAGCAAGAAUUUAUAUAAUGAUUCAUUACUUGUCUGCCUAUUCACUGGGAUGGCCCAACCAAGGAAGGAUACCCAGGAGGCACCACAACCCGAUGCUCCUCCUCCACCGCCUCGACCCCUUACAAUCCAAACCCGGUCAUCCUCUACCAAGUCCCAGCCACAAUCCAACCGCCCCGAACCUCCCACCCCCUCCCAACCAGCUCGGUCCCCCAGACCUGAAGGUGCUGAUUCUAAGAGAAAGAGGAGUCCCAAGGGCAAGGACACCGCGGAUGAGGGAAAAUCCCAACCUUCAAAGGAGAAGGAUGAGGCUCCGCGUACAAAACAACUGAAGCUCGGGCCCCAAAGCAAGGGCAAAGGACCCGCAGUUCAAACCCCUCAAGGCAAGGGGAAAGGAAUUGAUUCCCAAUCCCUACCGAGCGCCUGGCUCCCUGCCCCAAUGCUUCACGGGGGUCCAUUACUGGAAACGGCCUCCCUGAGGGACCUCGGAGACGGCGAGGGUGAAUACGUGGCGGACGCAUUAGGGAGAACCAUAUUACUCCCUAAUGAUAUGGACGAGCUGAAGAGAAUGAGGAUGCAGGAGGUUUUUCUCAGCACCAAGAGAUACUUGUGCAUGCGAGCUGGAGUGGACGCUUCAUCAGAUUUGUGGAAGGCAGAGAGCGUUUUCUACCCGGCGGCCAUCCGUGACACCACUUCCACUAGCUCUGUGACCACGGAUGCUCAACCCGAGGAAGAGGUCACCCCGUCGGGAAACUUACAAGCCAGUGGUUCUACUAGCAAGGCGCCCAAAGAGGGAAUACUUCAAGAUGUGGUGGUAAUAUCGCAGCAUGCGGAUCCUGAGAUACCUACAGAAAUUACUGAACCCAAGGUGGGCGUUCAGGUGUCGAGUACAGAAGAACUAGCCGCUCCUGCACAGUUGCCACAGGCCAUUCCCCUUGCUGUGGUCACUCAGGGUACCAGUGUUGGCCCUGUUCAGUCUUCCUUAGAAGAAACCGUCAUUCCAGGCAUUGAAGCUGAUCCUAAUCCCACCUCCAAAAAUGCAACCGACAAACAAGCAGAAAAGUAG